Mycetomoellerius zeteki is the source of this 7105-nucleotide messenger RNA. RefSeq names its product muscleblind-like protein 1. The record is from RefSeq and is a predicted model, not a curated record. The transcript is spliced from 3 exons. The coding region runs from base 850 to 1176 and encodes 108 amino acids. Lineage: Eukaryota; Metazoa; Arthropoda; Insecta; Hymenoptera; Formicidae. Gene Ontology annotation, molecular function: metal ion binding; RNA binding. Gene Ontology annotation, biological process: regulation of RNA splicing. Gene Ontology annotation, cellular component: cytoplasm; nucleoplasm.
GUUGAUUGAUUUUUCCCGAUUUUGCCUCUAUCUGACCGUGCAUACGUCUAUAUGUAAUCUCCUAUUUUCGACAUAUAUAUAUAUAUAUACACAUAUAUUACGUAUUAUUUAUAAUGAAUAUAUAUAUAACGUUGGCUUGGUAUGUGUGCACUGCCGCCGCAUUAUUUCGAUGCCCGCCCAUCAAAUCUCGAUGCCCCCGUGGACAAAAUCGGAAUUAAUGUCUGUGCGGCACACCCUGGUACAUGCAUCCGUCGUUCAUCGAAUUUAAAAUGUAUAUAAUAUUGCGCGCCCGAAUACACACGUAUGUUUCGCGCGCUUUAAUACACGUGGCAACCAACGCGCCGAAAUCUCCUCGUUUGCACGACCAUGCGUGUAAACGAACUCGAAAAAAAAAUAAAUAAAUAAAUAAAACGACGGGCGCGACGACAAGCCGACGAUUUACACUUUCGUUUUCCGUAAUUUACGCUUUCAUUUUUCUCGCGCUUUUUCACUCGUUACUCGCGUACCGGCGCGUUUAUCGGGACGACGAACGGCUUGCGGCUGCAAUUUAACCGACGACUCAUCAUGUUCCUUCGUGGAGUGCUUAAUUAAAAAAAAAUAAUAAUAAUAACAAUAACUCAAAAUUAAAUGAAUGACACGCAUAAAAUAUUUUUGGAACUGAACGAUAAAACGAAUUCGAUCUCACUGUCGUACAUGUACCUGGAUGCUCCGAGGACACGCUCCACGCGUGUCUCCUUUGAUCUGGUGCCUUCUCCACCGAAUUCAACCGACUGUGGUAAUGAAUGACCACCAAAAAAACUACCGAUACUUGAAAAAAAUAUACCGUACGAACACUGCCUCGUUUGCUGCAUGUGGAUCGCCUUAGCAGCCUUAGCCACUGUCGGGGCCCAAAUGGUCCCCCAAAACGCUCACUGUGUCGUCUACACAGACAGCUGCGGACAGUUACUGGACACCCUCCCGGUGUGCCAAGAUUUUAAUCGACAAGUGUGCAACCGUCCCGCCUGCAAGUUUAUUCAUCUCAGUGAUGGAAACGUGGAGGUGAUUGACAACCGUGUAACGGUGUGCAGGGACGCAGUGAAGGGCGCGUGCAUGCGACCUCAGUGUAAAUAUUACCACAUACCGGUCGCGUUGCCGCCGGCGCCUCUGAUGGCGAUCGCAUCGUCUGCUUCGCCUUAGGGUUACUUUUGCCAGCGGCUAACGCUGGAACCGCACGAGGAAACGAGGAAGAAGACUCGAUAAGCUUGCGCGAACACGCAUCUCCGUACAUGUCGAGAUUAUUGUGCAUCGAGGCGGCAUCAGUAGCGACAGCGACGAACAAAGCGUACGAGAAGAAAUGGAGGCGCACCGAACAUCGUCGUUCUUGUCGUCGAUUCGAUUUAGCUUCAAUCAGCACGUCGAUAUUCCUCCGCGACAUUCCUCUCCGAUGUACACGAUGCUUAUGAUGCACACGAAUAUGCGAACGCACGUUCAGGUGACAGGGGGGAAAUAGCGCGCGGCAGGAAGAAUAAGAGUAGGGAAACGUUGCCGAAGAGAGGUUUCUGUCGGCGUGAAGUCGGAACGGAAGAAGGAAGAAAACACAUAUAAGACCCGAAAGUUCUUGCACAUGUAAGAGACGUUGUUGCCGAAAGAGAAGACUGAAACCGAGAAAGAAUUCUGAGUGAUUGGAUCGUGGAAGUUGAAAGACCGAGCAAUCCGGUGAAUCGUUGCGUCGUUGUGAAGAUUGUAUCGUCGAGUGUAUUCGUUACGAUCGCAGCGAGCUAGUAAGCAAAGUCUUCCUUAAUAUCGUCUUUUUUUCUUUCGAUUUAUAUUUGGCUUCCCAUGCAUCGUGUAAGGGUAAAUAAACUCGAAACGUUCGGAAUAACUCGUAAAACCGGAGCAGUAUUUCAACUUUCACGAUACUCUUUUUUUUUGUUAACUCGCUCGUGUGAGGCUGGGUUUUUCGGAACGAGUGUAAAGCAUCGACGGGAAAACAAUGACAACGUUUUGUCCCAGCGGGUAAACACGAAACUUGAAUACAUCGGGACCCAUUCUUCUCGCGAUCGAGCGAGUUAGCGAACAAUGACCCGCGGUUCAGUAUCGUUUAAGUUUCUAUGACUUCUCAUUGACGUGGCGAAGUCGCACCCGCUCCUUUCUCGGUCCUAAUUAAUAAUCGAUAAAUAAUAGUUUUUUCGAGGCCAGCAAAAUAUAGCUGAAGAAAUAAAUUUUAUUUUCGAUUCUGAAAUCUUGCUUUUACGAUAUCGAUAUUUCGAGUGCAAUCGUUUUUGUCCUAUGAUCGAAAAGCGAAAGAAACAAGAGAGUCAUAUAUAAAAUAUUAUAUAAGACACUUGUCCUAUGCAGCAGCUUGCAACAUUACUGCAAUGUUAGCAAUGUUAUUACAAUAUUGCUGGAACGUUGCAACGUUGCUGCAAUAUUGUUGGAAUGUUCCGUGCUGUAUAGGACCUUUCUUCAUCUCUUUUUCAUCAUAGAAAAAAUUAUUGCAUCAUGUUUUAAAGAUGUGAUUGAUAUUUAUAAUAGAUUAUAUUUUUUAUGUUUGUGAGAACUUUACAUUCUCUUAUAUCAACGAUUUUCUUCCUUCUCCCGAUUUCUGGCAUGCACUCAGUGUCUUCUUUCGCCGUGACGUGUGAUGCACGUUCGCGUAAUGCAAGAUAUGCUCGUUAGAAAAUCCGAAGAGAGUUCAUCUCGAAAUAUUGUUCUAUAAAGGCGUAUUAAUAUUAUACAUAUAAUUAUAUUAUAUAUUUAUGCCAGAUUCUGGCGUAAGAAAGAAAUCGUAACCUUAUCACACAUAAGUAGAUUAGCUAGGGGCCGCGAAUCAACGCGAUGAAACAAAUGACCGAAGAACACUGAUCUUGAAGAAGAAGAAGAAGAGAAACGUAUAUGAUACAAAAUAUAACGACGAUAAAAUAUCACCGAGAUGAUGAGAGAAUUUACACGAGAUAUGAUAUAACGCGGCGGACGCAUAACGAAGUUUUUUAUACUCGUAUAUAACAAAUCUCAAUUAUAUUUUGUUUUUAUGAUAAUAAUGUAAACGCCUGUGUGUGUAUAUACGUACGAGGAGAGACAUGUAUAUGUAUAUGUAUGCAUAUGCGAGAAGGUAUAACGAUUUCGCUCGAAGAGGAGCAUAAUAGUUAUCGGCGGAUUGAUUGGCGGCAAUUAGAUGAGCGGAGUGAAAUAAUGGUAGGUAAUGGAACGUCGAAAUUUCAGAAACUGCGAAGCGAUCAAUUCUCUCGCGCGAGAGGAAUAGGAAGCCUUAACGAGGUUUACACCGGCUAUUUGACUUUCGACCGUCUUACUUGAUUCGCGAGAACCGAGCAAACGCCGAAAAUCGCACAUUCUAUAGGCUGGUAAACACUAAUUAAUUAAUACACUACGACAAAUGUAUAUGACAAAUUUAUAUGCAUACGAUAAGAAAUUAUAUUUAAUUAAAGGUAGACUCUCUUCAGAGAGAGAGAGAGAGAGGGGGAGUUGGGAGUAUAACAAGAACGAUCGCGAGAGGAGAUAUCGCGAGGUAUUCUUGGUGCGAACGAAAGCUGCCGAGAGAGACGAGAGGAAUCGUUUUAUAUAUCUGCUCUUCGAGGCAAAUGAAAAAAAAAAGAAACAAUCGAUCCGCUGGAUCGCGUGUAUAGGUUUACACGAUCGAUAGGGAAUAAGUUUAUACGUUGUUUCAGUCUUCGUAAAUACGCGACCCUUCGUAAUUACUUUAAUUGUUGCGUUAAUAUCCUUUAAAUCUAAUAAUUAUUCAUUUCCCGUGAAGGACCCCCCUCCAUCGAUCGAGUCUUUCGUCAUUAAAUGCAUUCUUCAUGAUUACUCUUUUGUGCACGCUUAAUUGCGUCUUCGAAGGUAACUCUCUACGAUUACGCGUGCACUUUGCAUAUAUACAUAUAUAUAUAUUCGCGUUUGCGAAUCUCAUUUCUUUCCACAGUUAAAAAUUUAAACGAUACAUUCUCGCGUCCAGAAAAAAAAAACAAAUAUUCCGAACAAUAUUUUUUUACAAGGUAUACAUAUAUACGUCGAAAAUAUUAAUGUUAAGGCACGCUUGCGGACCUAAUUUCCUUGAAAAUGUCUCGUGGACUGAUUGCUCACUCGAUAGAAUUUGCUCUGGAGAGUCACUCUCAGAGUUUAAUUUCCUAAAGUAUGCCAUCAGUCUAAGACUUUGAAAAUUUCACUACAUAUGCUAACACUUACAAAUACGUGGCAAUGCUUGAAAGACAUUUUACCGUCCAGGAGAGGCUUACACCAACUUUCCCGACCAACGACACGAUAUGAUCUAUCGAAUAUUCAUACCGAAAUAUAUUGCGAAAUGAAAAAUGCACUUUUGAACUAGUCAUGAUGAUGGGACAGGAUCCUUCACAACUUCCCUUUUUGUACUGUUAGAUUAUAUUAUAUUCUUUUUUUUAAACUUAGUUAAUGCAUUAAUCGUUUAAUUGUUUAAUCGAUCACAUUGAUGAUAGUAUAAUUAUUUAAACGAAAUUUAGGAAUAUAACAAAGUACUCUAACGACAAAAUAAAUAUAAGCCUACGGAUAUAAAAUAAUAAAUAAAAAUAAAAUUAAACGAGUGAUUAAAGAGUUAAGCAAGUAAAUGUUCCUGUACAGCAUUUAAGAAUCAAAGGACACUCUUAUCAAAGCAAAAGGAAAAAACAGAUUAUACACCUUUGGUAUUAGAAGGGAAAGAUCCGAGGCUGGCGAAUAUAGUUGGAAGUUCAACUUUGUAAAUUACUCGUGUACAUAAAAUAGUAUUAAUGCGUGAGAAAUAACUCUCGAGGUUUUAGAGUAGACAGAAUAAAAGUACUGAGGAUUCUAGGAACGUCAUCGGUUUUCAAAUUUGUUCGUUAAACAAAUCUAUGGACGAUCGGAAAGAACGUUUUAGACGCGUGUAACAGUAAUCCGUUUUAUAACUUACAUGUACUCCUUUGCGACGAAUCGUUCAAAUUUUAAUGUUAAUCUUUCAAACGCGUUUUCUUCCUUUAAUUAGUAUACUUCUCUCUCGACACUGUGAUUCUAGUCAUGUGUUCGAAAUCAUUUAAUAAUAUCUUCAUCCCUUGAUAUUGUCGCUUCUUAAUAUUCAUGAUAAUUCGUACGUUUGUAAUUUUUUAUUUACUUUUUCGUCUUUAAAGUGUCAUUGAGUAUGUGAUAGAUGGCUACAAACGUAACUCAAGAGGGAUAUUACAUGUAAAUUCAUCGAAACAAAUGGGGAAAGAUAUAGGAGCGAGUUCCUCCGUGCCCAUACUUAGUAUGUAUAUAGAUUUAAUUAGAUACGCAUAGGAAGAAAAAGAAAGAGAUACAUACGUUAUAUUAUAUAAAAUUAAGUACAAUAAUCUAUGAAUGUCCAUUUAAGUGAUUCAAUGACACCACGAAGAGGAGAGCGAAAUAUUUUCAAUUGUGAUUCCACUUAGAGUAUACUCGAUACUUUCUCUUAGAGACCCGGGGUCUGCACUCCUCGUCUUCGGGAUAUUUCUUCUUCUUUGGUAUCGGUAAAUUGCAAUUAGAUCCGUUUACUACGUCUUCGUACGGAGAGACACCAAGAGCAGGAACGAUAUUCAGAUUCGUCCCACUCGCUGCCAGCCGCUCAGCCUGUUUAGACGAGCAAAGUCCUUCGAGAAGUUAUCGAUAACUCCUCCUUUCGUGUCGUCUCGCGAUGGUACGGUUCGUUAAAGCUCAGGUAUGCCCUGAUCCCGACGCGCUCGAGAACGAGAGAAACGACCGGGAUGCCUUCGGCUUAUUUUCGAACGGAUUUUUCUCUCUAAUUGCUAAACGAUGAAUUAGUUUUAGGUAAACGAAACGGUCACAUACAGACAACGCAUCUAAGAGCGCGAAAUUAACGUCGGACAGUACUACCCGUCUUUCCCUUUAAUACCAAAAUCUCUAGUAAAUACACGAUAUAUGAACGAAUACUAUAAUUAAUAAUAUAAUUAUGCGAACACAAAAUGAGAAAAAAGAAACGACGGACAAAAAAACGAAAGAAGGAUCGAAGCGCUACUCCGACUUACGGUCGCAAAUACCACGAGAGCCAUUCUAAAAAGCGAUAACUAAAAACAAUGAAAAGAUAAAAAAGACAAUGAAAACACGGUGAAAACGUUGUGACGAAUCCACUGGAGUUUGAGCUUCCCAACUUGAGUCAAGGGUUUUAGCUGCUGCAGCAAGCAAUCACAAAGCAAAACAAUUAUUUGUAAUCAAGUAAAAAGUUCGCCCGCGCAAGUUUCCUGCCGUCGUGUUCGAGCGUCGUUUGGCGUCGAUAAACUUCACGCGACUUUACAUCUUCGAGAGGAAACCGACGGAAAACGCAUUACCUCGCGCAACGGCAUGGAAUUCACGGCGGGAGAUUUAUGUACGCUGCCGCUUAUGUAUCUAUAUAUGAUAACAGAAUGCUGCUUCGCAUGGCCAACGAUUGUCUGCUGGAUCGCAUGAGAAACGCGAUUACUCGGAGAUAAAGAUUUGUCACACAUUGUCUGGACGUUAAUUCUUAAUUGGAGUUCUGUACCGUUAUAAAAUUAAGUAUGCAAUACCAUUUCUGCAGGCAACUAGUUGAGAAUUAACGAAAAUUAUUGCGGUGUCGUUAUGAAGCGUCGGGUAAGCUUUUCAAACCCGUAUCUUUUUGCAAUUUUUAUUAUUGCAAACAAAAAAUAAUAAAUGCUCUGAAAGAUUCUGUUCUCAUGCGUUCUAUCGUUCGUUGGCCGGAUAUGCUCGUGUGUACCUACCUAGCUUUUUGCGCGCUACGCAUUUUUGACUCUGCUAGGAACAGGAAAUGAAAAUGGGAAGGAGGGCGAGAAAGAAAGAAGAUUAGAGAUUGGAGGGAGAGAUAGAGAGGAAAUAGAACGAUGAAGUGCAAAACGUGUUUUUACUCUGCAGAGAAACCAGUCAGCGCACCGACUUAUGAUCGCGAUAAUCGCGAUUAUUCGAACGAAACGCGAACGUUUGUUAACGUUUAAGCGAUUAAUCCGCUUAAUCGGAUUGUCCAUCGACGAUUCUGUCAGCUGCAUGCCUGAAAUUACCUGCACGAAAUCCUGACAAGACUUAUGGAGAUAUUAUUCGUAAAUUCGAUCGAUUAUCAUGCAAUAUUUGGAAAAAGUAUUUAAGGAGAACGAAAUAAUAUCUUUUUUAAACAUUUAUU